GUCCUAUUGGAUGAUACAGCGGGGCCGUUCAGCCGCGCCCGACUUCUUACACGCUCGAAGCGUUGACGUCGCGAACGCAGAUACGAUAUCUCUCUAUUCUCGGCCUUCUGUCACCGAAUCGUUGAAGAAUCCGGCCAGUGAAAUGCAGGGCUGCUGGAGUUGCAGAUUGUAGUCAUGCACUGGUUGUGCCGAGGGCGAAGGAGGCGAAGAACCCUAAAGAUCGUGGCGGGGAAACCACAGAAGCGGGAGUCUCUUCCAGGGAGGACAGGUUCAAAAGAUGGCGCUAUACGCGUAGAUCGAAAAGUCGGCAAAACUCGUCGCAUCCGCCAAGCAGCCACCUUGGAGACACUGUUCCUGGACGCACUCAUGGUCCAGGUUUCGGAAAAUCUUGUGUCGUUUGAGAUAGCACGGCUCCGAAGUAGCCACAGGAGUCUCACGGCCCGCGCACCUGGGUGUGCACGUGAAUUAUUGGCGAAGGUGGGGUCGUUGGCAAUCACGGUAUGUGUGUUGUGGGUGGGACCGUUAAUCACGAUGGGGUUCACGCUGCUAUACAUACAGUUCAGAGUCUUGUGUACAGAGAUGAACCGGGGGCCGUGCUUUGCAACUCCGAAGAGCCAGUCAAGCCCGGUUCAGCACGGAACAGGCUUGGUGCUUGUGUUUCGAUGGCAAAUGAAUUAAGUUGGACAGUGAGAAAUGACGCCAGCCCCUCCAUAUUUUACUGCACGAAUUCCUCACCAGCGACUAAGAACAUCUGUGUUAU
This is a messenger RNA of Pisolithus orientalis, 760 nucleotides long. RefSeq lists its product as uncharacterized. The record is from RefSeq and is a predicted model, not a curated record. NCBI's taxonomy places the organism in Eukaryota, Fungi, Basidiomycota, Agaricomycetes, Boletales, Pisolithaceae. The coding region runs from base 175 to 678 and encodes 167 amino acids. The transcript has a single exon.